Molecule: messenger RNA, 2248 nt
Organism: Periophthalmus magnuspinnatus
Lineage: Eukaryota; Metazoa; Chordata; Actinopteri; Gobiiformes; Gobiidae
Gene: ccdc175
Product: coiled-coil domain containing 175
Exons: 1
Coding region: 44-2248 (734 amino acids)
Source: RefSeq, a predicted model, not a curated record
UCGCUUAUUCUGACAUUGAAACGCGGUUUAUUAAGCAGUAUAGAUGGCAACACGUCUCGUACCCGAUUUCCCCGCCGUUUUGGUCGCUUUGGAGCACAUUAAAGAGCUUGAUAAGGAGCUAAAAUACGAAGGGGUCGCGUUUUCUCCGGAGGCUAGUGUUCACUUGGCCGAGAUCACCUGCGCUAUCACAGGUUUGGAGGCAGAGAGACGGGCGGCCCACGAACAUUUGGAGGUGGCAACAAUAGAAAACAGCAAGCUUCGGCAUGAAAUGAACAACACCAGGGACCAAAUGAGCGCGGUGAUUAUGGCUGAUGUAAAUGCAGCCAGAGCAUCCAAUGCAGAGGAGAUAGAGCAAUUAAGGAAAGACCUCCACGCUGUGUCACAGAUACAAGAAGCAACUGUGAAGAAACACGAAUUGAUUGUGUCUGAAAAUGAAUUACUGUCUGUUGAGCGAGAUAAAAUGAAAGCCAAAUAUGAAGAGGUCAUUGCUGCUUUGAACAACGAACGAACGCAAAAGUACACAUUGCAAUCACAACUGGAUCAAACCAGAGAAACUAUAGAUAAUCUCAAGGCAUCCACAGCGUCAUGUGAACACAAUAUGUUGACAUUACAGCAUGAUUUGGCUUUGGAGAAAGAGGCUUUUAUUAAAUGCAGACAUGAUCUGUCUAAGGAGUUUGAGGAGAAUGAGGAGAAAAUUAACCACAAGAAGCAGGAGAUCUUAAGGAGCAAAAAAGAGCUAGAGAUGCUCAAUGAAAGUAAGAGAAAUGACAGUGAUAGCCUGGAUGAUCUAAGAAUUCAAACCAUACAAUUGGAGAGCAGCAUACAACGAUUAAAAGCAUGCAAGAGUGACUGUGAGAAAGAUUUUGAAGCAGAGAAAGAAAAAUAUAAAGUACUUACCACCCAAAAGGAAGCACUUGAAUUCCAACUGAAUGAGAUGAUCAAGGCAUUUAAUAAAGCAAUAGCAGCUCAAAGAGAGGAGAUUGCUACUAUUGAAGAAAGAAUGGUGGGUGCAAGAGCUGCCAGGGCUCAUAUACAAGAGGCCUUAGCUAAAGUAUAUGAAGUAUUCAAAGUUCAUGAUGACGAGGAGACAGAAGUGAGGACUGAGUAUGACUUUGUCUCGGGACUAAUGGAAAAAUCAAGGAUGCAGCUAGAAGAAUGCAUUGCCUCUAUAGUUAGACAUAAGAAGGAGAUAAUAGAGAUGGAAAAACAAAUUGAAGGACUUAAAGAGGAUGAUGUGAUAAACAAGAGAGUGUUUGAGAGGGACCAAAAGGAGUUCUGUGGCAGUAUAGAUGUACAAAAACAAAACACAAAAGCUUUGGAAGAUGAGCAAAGGCAAUUACAGAAGAAUUUAAAGGAGCAAAAGAACACACAAGAAGAAUAUGUUAAGAAAAUGACUGCAAAUAUCAAAUUUACAUGGAGGAGAGUGAAAGAGCUGCAAACAGAAGACGCUACACUUAAGCAAAAACAACCAAUGAGCCCAGAUGAAAUAAAACAUUAUAUUGAAAGGUGUAAGGCAGAAUAUGAACAAAUAGAGUCACUUUGUCGAGAAGAAAUCAAGCAAUGCAUGAAUGAAAUUGUAAUGAAUCAUUCUGAGGAAAAGCAAAAAGAAGUGGAGGAGAAGGAGAAAAUUUUGGAAGAGGUGGAAGCUACAUGGAGAGAUGCGGUAGCCAGGUUUGAGCAGCUAAAAAGACAGGAAGCAGAAUUUAGGAUGAAAAAGCGUGAUUUAGAGGAGUCUAUUGACAUGCUGAAGAAUGAAACCAUCAAAAUACUCAAACCAAAAGAGGAGAAGAAAGUUGAACUGGAGAGGACUCAGGCAGAACAUAUGGAUCAAGUUAGAAAACAGGCUGCUGAUAUGAAAUUCGUGGAGAUGUGCAUUUAUGACAGCAGUGUCAAACUCGAGCAAGUUCAAAUGGAGAACAGCCGUCUUCAGCUGCACAUCCGACAAAUGACAGAAGACAUGAACAAGUCUAAAGAAGAUAAGAAGAGAUACAGAGAGGAGGCUGAGCAGCUUAAACAGGACUCUAAGAUAUUGUUUAGGAGUCUGCAGGAAGCAUGGAGAGAUGAGAUAGAGCUGACCCAGGAGAGGCACUGUGUGGAUGCAGCGCUGGAGGUGCCCAUGGGUGCUCUGCAGAAUCACCUGAGAACCAGAGGGAGACACUUGGGCCACGUCCAGGCUCUGCUCCAUGAACACAUGCUGGAUUUCAGCAGGAGACUGGGAGACAAGAUCACUGUGGAGCCUCAGUCUUAA